UCAAGCUCUUUAUUGGCUAAGGUGCACGCUUUUGACUCCUUCCCUAGCAAAGACUAUUCUAUUCUGUACAUCCAUAUUGGAUAUCUGAGGACAGUACUUAACCAAAUUAGCAGCCACAGUUCAAAAGAUUAAUGAUACCAAUGGCCUCUUCUUCUGCAGCAUCCAUAAUUUUUUUUACUAUUUUCGCAGGCAUUAUUUCUUUGAGCCAGUCCAGUUUGGUAGACCACGCCUGUGGAACUAACGGCAACUACACAACCAACAGUCUUUAUGAUAGAAACCUUGGCACCGCGCUAGCCAAACUCUAUUCCAACGCCAACACUAGCAACUCCGGUUUCUAUAACGCCUCUGUGGGCAAAGACUCGGACAAAGUUAAUGCGCUGGUGCUAUGUAGGGGUGAUGUUCAACCCGGUAUCUGCAGAAGCUGUGUGAGAGACGCGGUAGACAAGAUAAGGAAGCUGUGUCCUAACCAAAAGGAGGCUGUGGAGUGGUACGACGAGUGCAUGUUAAGGUACUCCAAUGAUUCGGUUAUCAACAAUCCAGUUAAUGAGCCGACCAGAGAGAUGUUCAAUGCGAAAAAUGCAACUGAUGCGGUUCAGUUUAGUAAAGACCGUAAGGCCUUGUUGGAUGAGGUGAGGGAAGAAGCAAUUGUGCAAAAGUUUGCCACAAGGAAUAUGAGUACUGGAACAGAUGGUAAGAGUACUAUUUAUGGGCUCAUGCAGUGCACCCCUGAUUUAGACAUAGAUGGCUGCCAUGACUGUCUUGAUGAUGCAUUGGAAGAAAUUGCGGAUGGAAGUGGAACAAUUGGAGGACAAGUAUUGAAACCAAGCUGUAGGCUUAGGUUUGAGAUUACGCCUUUUUAUAACGAGACGACUAUAGUUUUUGCACCAUCACCACAGCCACAGCCGUCUCCACCACCACCAUCAUCGUCGUCUCAUGGAAAAGAUAAUAUCACACGAAUAGUAAUUAUAACUGUUGUUGUGAUUGUUGGCUUUGCUGUUCUCCUACUUAUUUUGGUUUGCAUUUUCAAGAAGAAGCCAAAGCAGAGGACUGAUACUGCAACUUUCCAGACUGACAAUGUGGAAGAAAUAAGAAGCUCCGACUCCUUGCAGUAUGACUUUAAUACAAUAGAAGUUGCUACAAAACACUUCUCACCUAGCAAUAAGCUUGGACAAGGUGGAUUUGGAGCUGUUUUUAAGGGGACGCUGAAGAGUGGUCAAGAGGUGGCUGUGAAACGCCUUUCAAAAGGUUCAGAGCAAGGUGAAGAAGAAUUUAAAAAUGAGGUUUUGUUAGUGGCACAGCUGCAACACAGAAAUUUAGUUAGGCUCCUGGGUUUCUGCUACGAAGGAACCGAAAGACUUCUCAUUUAUGAGUUUGUGCCUAAUGGAAGUCUUGACCGUUUCAUAUUUGAGACGACAAGGCGCUCAUUCCUGGACUGGGAACAACGAUACAAAAUCAUAGGAGGAGUUGCUAGGGGACUCCUUUACCUUCACGAAGAUUCUAGACUACGUAUUAUUCACCGAGACCUAAAGCCAAGCAAUGUUUUGCUAGAUGCGGAUAUGAAUCCCAAAAUUUCAGAUUUUGGCAUGGCAAGACUCUUCGGCGUGGAUGAAACUCAAGGAAAUACAAGUAGAGUAGUGGGGACAUAUGGAUAUAUGGCGCCCGAGUAUGCAAUGUAUGGGGAGUUCUCAGCCAGGUCUGAUGUAUUCAGCUUUGGUGUAUUAGUUCUGGAGAUAGUGAGUGGUCAAAGAAACAACUGCUUUCGGAAUGGCAGGAAUGUCCAGGAACUGACCAGUGCUGCUUGGAAGAAUUGGCAACAAGAAAGUGCAUCUGAUAUUAUCGAUCCAACGCUUAAAAAUAGUUCAGAAUCAGCGCGCGAAAUAAUAAGGUGUAUUCACAUUGGGCUACUGUGUGUGCAAGAAAAUGUUGCGGAAAGGCCUACCAUGGCCUCGGUGGUGCUUAUGCUGAAUACCUUUUCUCUGGCUCUUGCAUUACCUUCACAGCCUGCUUUUCUGUCACGCAGCGGCAGUGGUUCAAGGGUAAGUGAGAGAUCUAGUCAAGCAUUGGAUCACUCCAUGGACCUUGCUUCAAUCACUGAGUUACAUCCCCGGUGAUAAAUUAACAAGUGUGUGAUGUUACAAGUUUUGAUGGAUUGUGUUCAACUCUGCUGUUGUACCUGUGUGUAUAUUUUUUACCUUCACUCAUACUUGGUACUUAUGAAGUGUAUAUUUUCAUCCGCAAAUGUUUAUAAAAGAUAACUGAAAAUUGUCAGCA
Daucus carota subsp. sativus is the source of this 2271-nucleotide messenger RNA. RefSeq names its product cysteine-rich receptor-like protein kinase 44. The transcript has 7 exons. Gene Ontology annotation, biological process: protein phosphorylation. Gene Ontology annotation, molecular function: protein serine/threonine kinase activity; ATP binding. NCBI's taxonomy places the organism in Eukaryota, Viridiplantae, Streptophyta, Magnoliopsida, Apiales, Apiaceae. Bases 132 to 2111 code for a protein of 659 amino acids. The record is from RefSeq and is a predicted model, not a curated record. Gene Ontology annotation, cellular component: plasma membrane.